CUCUCAGACUACAACAUCCAAAAGGAAUCAACACUUCACUUGGUAUUGCGUCUGCGUGGUGGUAUGCAGAUUUUCGUGAAGACCUUGACUGGCAAGACCAUCACACUAGAGGUUGAGCCCUCUGAUACAAUCGAAAAUGUCAAAGCCAAGAUACAGGACAAAGAGGGUAUCCCCCCAGACCAGCAGCGAUUGAUCUUCGCCGGAAAACAAUUGGAAGAUGGACGCACUCUCUCAGACUACAACAUCCAAAAGGAAUCCACUCUUCAUUUGGUAUUGCGUCUGCGUGGUGGUAUGCAGAUUUUCGUGAAGACCCUGACUGGCAAGACUAUCACUCUUGAGGUUGAGCCUUCAGACACAAUCGAAAAUGUUAAGGCUAAAAUCCAGGACAAAGAGGGUAUCCCGCCCGAUCAGCAGCGAUUGAUCUUCGCAGGCAAACAGCUGGAAGAUGGACGCACUCUCUCAGACUACAAUAUCCAAAAGGAAUCCACUCUGCACUUGGUAUUGCGUCUGCGUGGUGGUAUGCAGAUUUUCGUAAAAACCCUGACUGGCAAAACCAUCACAUUAGAAGUUGAGGCUUCCGACACAAUUGAGAAUGUUAAGGCGAAAAUCCAGGACAAAGAGGGUAUCCCCCCAGACCAGCAGCGAUUGAUCUUCGCCGGCAAACAACUAGAGGAUGGUCGCACACUCUCUGACUAUAACAUCCAAAAGGAAUCCACUCUUCACUUGGUAUUGCGUCUUCGUGGUGGCAUGCAGAUUUUCGUAAAGACCCUGACUGGUAAAACCAUCACAUUAGAAGUUGAGCCUUCCGACACAAUUGAGAAUGUUAAGGCGAAAAUCCAGGACAAAGAGGGUAUCCCCCCAGACCAGCAGCGAUUGAUCUUCGCCGGCAAACAACUGGAAGAUGGACGCACACUCUCAGACUACAAUAUUCAGAAGGAGUCUACACUUCAUCUUGUACUCAGACUUCGGGGAGGGAUUUAACAUGUAUAUUCUGUAAGCCUUUUUCUCAUUCCUGUAAUACAUAAAGGGCAAAUAAAACAGCUUUGAUUCUCUGAA
Molecule: messenger RNA, 1056 nt
Organism: Ostrinia furnacalis (Asian corn borer)
Lineage: Eukaryota; Metazoa; Arthropoda; Insecta; Lepidoptera; Crambidae
Product: polyubiquitin-B
Exons: 1
Coding region: 64-981 (305 amino acids)
Molecular function (GO): protein binding
Source: RefSeq, a predicted model, not a curated record